AUGGAGAAAAGCUAUAGUUUUGUCUGCGAGUCUACUUUAAACAGUUUGAACUUGUUCUUGUUUUCAGUGGCUGGCCUUCAAUCUGCCGAACUGGCAACGCGAGUUUUCUUCCCUCGUGUUGGAAGUCAAAGUGCACAAGGUCAGCGUCCAACCUCUCUCGAUAUACUUACCAAUCAGCUGAGCUUAUCCGAGCGCAAUUAUCUCCGAGAAUGUUUGUCCCCGACUGCUCAUCUGCUGCCUGUGAUAUAUGCACGCCAACCUUCCUCCAACGCGAAUCCGGGGGCUCUGAUCGAAUGGCUUGUCAACAUUUUAACGAGAACUGGUCAGGAUUCCACUCCACAAAAAUCUGUCCUUUGCGAUCAGGUGACCAAAGGUGUGGUGGUAAAUGAUGUGAUCAUCUUUCGCCCCGGUACAGUCAGUGGUCAGAUGGCAUUGAAGGUCGCCGAACUGGAUUCUGGGGUGUUGACAGAGAUCGCACCACGCAUUUCGGAAGCCCUGGCGCGAUCUGUUCCCAACUUAGGAUUUCAUCUUAUGAAAAUCGGUAAUUUUUUCCACUGUUCCUCCCGUCCCUGA
This is a messenger RNA of Echinostoma caproni, 573 nucleotides long. The record is from the annotation of a GenBank genome assembly. Lineage: Eukaryota; Metazoa; Platyhelminthes; Trematoda; Plagiorchiida; Echinostomatidae.